This is a messenger RNA of Toxorhynchites rutilus septentrionalis, 3008 nucleotides long. It is a transcript of the gene Prp6, whose product is annotated as pre-mRNA-processing factor 6. Gene Ontology annotation, molecular function: protein binding. Gene Ontology annotation, biological process: spliceosomal tri-snRNP complex assembly; mRNA splicing, via spliceosome. The transcript has 4 exons. Gene Ontology annotation, cellular component: U4/U6 x U5 tri-snRNP complex; catalytic step 2 spliceosome. The record is from RefSeq and is a predicted model, not a curated record. NCBI's taxonomy places the organism in Eukaryota, Metazoa, Arthropoda, Insecta, Diptera, Culicidae. Bases 139 to 2934 code for a protein of 931 amino acids.
AGAUCAUCAUCCGUCAACUAAAGUAAACACACAAAACAGUUUCGGAACCGAAGUGUUUGUUGUUAUCCGCUCAGUAAACGUUUACUAGUGUUUACGCACGAUAUUCUCAGCGCUGUAAUUCUUGUGAAAUACUAGAGAAUGGCUCAUAUCCCAGCAACUUCCUUGGGUAGCAAAAGCAAGAAGCAUUUCUUGGGCGUUCCGGCACCACUUGGCUAUGUCGCCGGUGUAGGUCGUGGUGCAACAGGAUUCACAACCCGUUCUGAUAUUGGUCCUGCGAGGGAUGCCAACGAUGUAUCGGACGAUCGGCACGCUCCUCCAGCGGCGAAGCGGAAGAAAAAGGAAGAGGAGGAGGAAGACGACGAGGAUCUUAACGAUUCCAACUACGACGAAUUCAGCGGAUACAGUGGCUCACUGUUUUCCAAGGACCCUUACGACAAAGACGACGCCGAGGCUGACGCUAUUUACGAAAGCAUUGAUAAACGUAUGGAUGAAAAGCGAAAGGAGUACCGGGAAAAACGACUGAAAGAAGAUUUGGAACGGUAUCGCCAGGAGCGACCGAAAAUUCAACAGCAGUUUUCCGAUUUGAAACGUAGCUUGAUAACCGUCAGCGAAGACGAGUGGGCCAACUUGCCGGAGGUGGGAGAUAGUCGAAACAAGAAGCAGAGGAAUCCACGGGCGGAGAAAUUCACUCCAUUGCCGGAUAGUGUAUUGUCUCGAAACUUGGGAGGGGAAUCCACCACCUCCAUUGAUACUCGUUCGGGGCUGGCUUCGAUGAUUCCGGGUGUGGCGACACCGGGGAUGCUCACACCCAGUGGUGACCUCGAUCUGAGAAAGAUUGGUCAAGCUAGGAACACACUGAUGAAUGUUAAACUGUCACAGGUUUCGGAUUCCGUGACGGGACAGACUGUAGUCGAUCCGAAAGGUUAUUUGACCGAUCUUCAAAGUAUGAUUCCAACAUAUGGCGGAGAUAUUAAUGAUAUCAAGAAGGCCAGACUGUUGCUGAAGAGUGUGCGGGAAACUAAUCCCAAUCAUCCACCCGCGUGGAUUGCUAGUGCUCGUUUGGAAGAGGUCACCGGUAAAGUCCAGAUGGCGCGUAACUUGAUCAUGCGCGGAUGCGAAGUGAAUCCACUGAGUGAGGAUCUUUGGUUGGAAGCGGCGCGCUUACAGCCUCCGGAUACUGCAAAGGGCGUAAUCGCCCAGGCAGCAAGACACAUUCCAACUUCUGUUCGAAUCUGGAUUAAAGCCGCCGAUUUGGAGACAGAAACUAAAGCUAAGAGACGAGUUUUUCGCAAAGCAUUGGAACAUAUUCCGAACUCGGUCCGUCUCUGGAAGGCAGCUGUCGAGUUGGAAAAUCCUGAGGAUGCUAAGAUUCUUCUUUCGAGGGCAGUCGAAUGUUGCAAUACAAGUGUGGAAUUGUGGCUGGCGCUGGCGCGAUUGGAAACUUACGAAAAUGCUCGUAAAGUGUUGAAUAAGGCUCGUGAGAGCAUUCCUACGGAUCGACAGAUUUGGACCACGGCCGCUAAGCUGGAGGAAGCCAAUGGAAAUAAUCAUAUGGUGGAGAAGAUUAUCGAUCGAGCCAUGUCAUCUCUCAGCGCCAAUGGAGUUGAAAUCAAUCGAGAUCAGUGGCUGCAGGAGGCAAUGGAGGCGGAAAAGGCUGGGGCAAUCAAAUGUUGUCAGGCUAUUAUUAAAGCGGUGAUUAGCGUUGGCGUGGAGGAGGAAGAUCGCAAGCAAACGUGGAUCGAUGACGCUGAAAAUUGCGCCAAAGAUGGAGCGUUUGAGUGCGCCCGAGCCGUCUAUACAUUUGCUCUUUCGGAAUUUCCGUCGAAGAAAAGUAUUUGGCUACGCGCUGCAUACUUCGAGAAGAACCAUGGAACCCGCGAAAGUUUGGAAGCGAUUCUACAGAAGGCUGUUGCUCAUUGUCCGAAAUCGGAAGUGCUGUGGCUUAUGGGAGCCAAAUCAAAAUGGUUGGCUGGAGAUGUGCCGGCGGCUCGAGGGAUUCUAUCGCUGGCCUUCCAGGCCAAUCCCAAUUCGGAGGACAUUUGGCUCGCUGCUGUUAAGCUGGAGUCUGAGAACACAGAAUACGAGAGAGCCCGACGUUUGCUGGCCAAAGCGCGAGCUUCAGCCCCAACGCCGAGAGUGAUGAUGAAAUCGGCCAAACUUGAGUGGGCUUUGAAUAAUCUCGAUGCGGCCAUUAGUCUGCUGGACGACGCCGUGAAAGUCUUCCCCGACUACGCUAAACUUUGGAUGAUGAAGGGUCAGAUCGAGGAACAGGAAAAGCUAUUCGAGCGAGCCGUUGAAACGUACAACGCAGGUCUCAAGAAGUGUCCAAAUUCGAUUCCACUCUGGCUGCUGUUGUCAUCAUUGGAAGAACGGCGCAAUCUUCUCACCAAGGCACGAUCCGUGCUCGAGCGAGGUCGUUUGAAGAACCCCAAAAAUCCAACACUCUGGUUGGCUGCCGUAAGAAUUGAAAUUCGUGCCGGUUUGAAGGAUAUGGCGAACACCCUGAUGGCCCGAGCUCUGCAGGACUGUCCAAACGCUGGGGAACUAUGGGCGGAAUCUAUUUUCUUGGAGGCGCGCCCACAAAGGAAAACUAAAUCGGUGGACGCUCUGAAGAAGUGCGAGCAUGAUCCCCACGUGCUUCUGGCAGUGUCGAAAUUGUUCUGGAGCGAACGGAAGCUUCAAAAGUGUCGCGAUUGGUUCAAUAGAACUAUAAAAAUCGACCCGGAUUACGGCGAUGCAUGGGCAUAUUUCUAUAAAUUUGAAACACAACACGGAACGGAGCAACAACAGCAGGAACUAGUCGAGAGAUGUAUAGCGGCCGAACCGAAACACGGCGAAGAGUGGUGCCAGGUGAGCAAAGAUAUUGCCAACUGGUGCUUCAAAACGGAAGACGUUCUGCGGGCUGUGGUCAAGAUAUUACCGACGCCAAUAUAAUUAUAUACAUUUUUCUUCUCUCUUAUAAAUGAGCGUAGCUCUGAAUAGUUCUGCAUAACGAUUUAAUAUGGUCA